UAAAUUAAUUUUUAGAGAGAUGGGAUAGAGAAAACCAUCCCUUCCAUUUAAGGAGAUGCCGAGAAGGCACAAGACCUGUCUGCCUUGCAGGCUGGGCAACACCAAAACCACCCAUUUAAUUUAGGGUUUAAUGUUUUUUUCUUCAAGGUUACUGCUUGAACCUUCAGUUGUAUUUAUCCCCGCAUUUCUCACACUCUAUCAUCUAAAUUCAUUUGCUGCUUCACAUCAGAGAUUUCGUGCACUCAACUCUCUUCUUGCAAUACCAAUCAAUCACCAUGGCGUCACUAACAGCUGUUUCUCAAAUCCAAUCCCUUUAUAGCAAGACCCAUGUCUCAUCACCUCAUCAAUUUCGUCCAAUUUUCUUGCCCACGAGAUUAUCAGUGAAGUUUCAGGUUCAUCGUGGCGUUUUUGAGAUGCCUAUGAAAGCGGUUAUCGUGUCCGAAACAACGGCCGAGAAACCCAAGAAGCUUUACCCUGAUGAGUCCAAGGGGUUCGUGGAGGAGAUGAGGUUCGUAGCCAUGAAGUUGCAUACGAAGGACCAGGCCAAGGAGGGUGAGAAAGAGGUCACGGAACCCGAGGAGAGAGCUGUGACCAAGUGGGACCCAACGAUUGAUGGGUACUUAAGGUUCCUCGUCGACAGCAAGUUGGUUUAUGAUACACUUGAGAAGAUCAUUGAAGAGGCUGCUUAUCCUUCAUAUGCUGAAUUCAGAAAUACUGGAUUGGAAAGGUCUGCUAGUUUGGCAAAAGAUUUGGAGUGGUUCAAGGAGCAAGGUCAUACCAUUCCUGAACCUUCCUCUCCUGGUCUUACCUAUGCACAAUAUCUUACGGAAUUAUCUCAUAAGGAUCCCCAAGCCUUCAUUUGCCACUUUUACAACAUCUACUUUGCUCACACUGCUGGUGGUCGAAUGAUUGGGAAAAAGGUUGCUGAAAAGCUACUUAACAGCAAGGGGCUGGAGUUCUAUAAAUGGGAUGGUGACCUUUCCCAGUUGUUGCAGAAUGUGAGGGACAAGUUGAAUAAAGUUGCUGAAGAAUGGACUCGGGAAGAGAAGAACCACUUUCUGGAAGAAACAGAGAAAUCAUUCAAGUUCUCGGGAGAGAUUCUUCGUCUAAUUCUAGCGUGAUAAUAGGUGCUCUGCUAUGUAUAGAGUAUGUGUAUUGAAGUGCAUGGCGUUAGCCAAGAACAUUAUGUCAUAUGUGUAUUAUUUAGUUUUCAAUUCGCUAAUGAAUAGUAGUGCUGGGAGAACAUUUUAUGGGUAAUACUGUGCCAAAAAACGUUGUUAUGAUAUUAACGUCAACGUUUAUUGGAACUUGAUUGUUAUUCUCGAAGGUUCCUGCUUCAUAUUGUACAUGUGGAUUGACCUGUUA
Molecule: messenger RNA, 1365 nt
Organism: Gastrolobium bilobum
Lineage: Eukaryota; Viridiplantae; Streptophyta; Magnoliopsida; Fabales; Fabaceae
Product: heme oxygenase 1, chloroplastic-like
Exons: 4
Coding region: 276-1121 (281 amino acids)
Biological process (GO): phytochromobilin biosynthetic process; heme oxidation
Molecular function (GO): heme oxygenase (decyclizing) activity
Source: RefSeq, a predicted model, not a curated record